CACAUUUAUCGUGCUCUUCCAACUUCGGAAGCUCGCCGGGUAGUGUGCGUCCGGAUAUCAUGGGCUGCGGAACUAUGCUCCCACUGAGGCUAAGGCUAAGCUGGGUCAGCAUGGCGUGGAUCUGGGUUUGGUUCGGGCUCUGGAUGAUCGCAGGUCCGGCAUCUGGCGAAGUUCUCAGAUGCUACGUGUGCAACGACACCGAUACCUCGUGCGGCUCCUCCUGGAAUUCCAUAGGACAUGUGGAAGAGUGUCCGAACUCAACGGUCUGCUCGAUGACAGCGAUGUUUCAUAUGGUUAACGGAAAGCCGUGGAAAACGACCCGGAGGGGCUGUGGCGAACAGCUAGAAAAAAAACAAAAGUAUGUCGAAAAAGUUUGGGUUGAUCAUUAUGUAUUAGUUGAUUUGCCGGAGGGCUGCUUUAGCAAGUAUAGAGCAGAACAAUGCUUUUGCCGUGGAUCACUGUGCAAUUCCGCGGGCUUUCUCUCAUCGGAUUUCCGGCUGCCAAUGCUGCUGAUCUUCCUGGCCCUCGUCUGUGGGAAAAUCCUUCUUCCCGUCUAGUCGGCGACACUUUUUGGGGUGCGGUGACAUGUUAAGUAAUAACAAUUCAGCACUUCCUGGAAUUCGGAACUCGGGGCCACAGAAAUAGUUUUAAGCAGAUUAAUGAUUUAUUUGCGACAUUUCUCAGAGGUGAAGCCUUGUCAAUAAAGUCACUGAUACCAAAUAAA
Molecule: messenger RNA, 724 nt
Organism: Drosophila elegans
Lineage: Eukaryota; Metazoa; Arthropoda; Insecta; Diptera; Drosophilidae
Exons: 1
Coding region: 60-557 (165 amino acids)
Source: RefSeq, a predicted model, not a curated record